Messenger RNA from Trichomonas vaginalis G3, 885 nucleotides. RefSeq lists its product as uncharacterized. Lineage: Eukaryota; Parabasalia; Trichomonadida; Trichomonadidae. Bases 1 to 885 code for a protein of 294 amino acids. The record is from RefSeq and is a predicted model, not a curated record. The transcript has a single exon.
AUGAAUGAAAAUCUUGAUGAUAUCUUUGAUACAAGUCUUGGAUCAGUGAAAGACAUUGAGAAUGAUACUAAUCCUGCAAGUAGCGAUACUAAUAAAAACUUCGAAGAAGAAACAAUCAACGAAUCUGAUAAUAAAUCAAAAAGCAAACAAAUUUCAAACAAACAGCUAUCAAGUAGAGAAAUUAAUGAAAUCAAAGCAAUGCAAAAUCAAAAGCUCUUUGCUUUGAAGCAACAAAAUCUUGCAAAAGAACAAGCACUAGCGAGUUCGAAUGAUUUAAAGUAUAGAGACUAUUUAUGGGAUAUAACAUGCAAAUACUUUAAUAAAGGAUGCUUCGCAGAUAACUUACAACCUCAAUUCGAUCAAAAAUUAGCAGAUGAAGAAUUUAAACUCAAAAAGGAAAUCAUCGCAUUACAAGAGCAAAAUAAAGAAGAAAUACGACUAGCAAAAGAAGCAAUGAAAACUCAGAACAUUAAAUCUGAACCACAAGUUGAAUUACUUGAACCACAGAAGUUAGCACAAAUCCUGUAUGAUAGUAUUUAUGACAGCGAUAUAUUUCGCGAGUCAUCAGAUAUUAAUAAGAUAAUAGAUCAAAUCUUACAAAAAUUAGAAAAUAAUAAUAAUGCUUUUUCAGAUAGUUCAGGUUUCUCGGAGAGUUCAAUACCAAUGCAAUCUCCAAUACGUAAUCAAUAUAGCUCACCGCCUUUAAAGGUAUCUCCACCAAAAUUAGUGCCAAGAUCGACACCAAAAACAAAUAGAAAUCUCAAAAACGAUCCGGCAUUAAGAAGAAAUAUACAGGAACGAAAGAAGUUGAAACAAUCCAUUGAGCAAACUAAUAAAUUCCUUGCUGAAAUGAAAAGACAAUCUUGGUUUGGCGAAUUUAUGUGA